AUGUCGUCGAAGCGCCAACUUGCUACUCACGAUGGCGCAGAUAACCCGAUCGCAAAACGACAACACCUAGAACUCUUUCCAGACAGCACAAGCUCAACUUUAGAUGGUUCUACUACUGGCGAGAAGGCAAAUUCUGGAUGGUGCAUUGAUUAUACGGAUACCAGUUCUCCAAGCAAUCGAUCGAGUGAACCCCAACCAAUAUGCUUCGGUACACUUUGUGAAGUUCAUGUCAAACCGACUGACUUUCUGAACGCUGGAUCUGCCCUACAACCUAACGCAAAUCAAUGCCUGGAGACUGGAGCCUCAGAAUUUUUCCUACUCGACAUUUACUUGCAAGAGAGUACCUACGGUUUCGCAAUACCUAACGCAAACACGUUUGUGAUGAUUGACCUUAUCACGGCAGAGAAACUGAAUAUUCUUGAAGAAACGUCGGUUUUCACUAAAGCCGUAGUUGAGGCCAGAAUUUUGCGCCAGCUCUCAAGGACGGCAAAGAAGUCUUUUGAAAUAUCCGUGAAUAUAUAUGGGCGGGAGUUAGAUGCUCGUGAUAUCGGACAGCAACUAUCUAAAGUUGGAGCGUUCUUGCAGCACCCAUUUUACCUCGAGGACGGUGUGGAAUACCUAAAUCCGCAGUUCUUUGAUCUUGAAGACGGACCAAGGUACAUGACCCAUUUGGUUGGUAUGGACGAUUCCAAAUUUCAAGCCAAGAAAUUCUCAGACGCCGUGGAAGUUUCAUGGACUUCUCUCGACCAUGGCAUGCCAGCCUUGGCUAUCAAUGAUCUGGAUAUCAUUGUAACAGAUGAUCUCAUAACUCCCCUACAGGACCACCAGAAAGUUGCUUUAUUGUUCAUCCAACGCCGCGAAAAUUCCGAAUACUGCCAGCAGGUUGCUAGGGAGCUUCUGUUCCAUACCCGUAUCGCGUCACACAACGCGAUCCCAACAUUUGCACUAGGUGGAAUAUUGGCAGAUGUAAUGGGUCUGGGUAAAACACUCACGAUUCUAGUUUCAAUUCAUCUUGCGAGACUCGCAGCGGAGAAUUUCCAAAUUGUCAACACUGCCGUUGGCAUGGACCAGCCGAACUAUCCUCGGACAAGCGCAACGCUAGUAGUCGUUACAUCAACCCGUGAGUUUCCUAGCCGACAGACAAAUGGACAUCCCUCAUUGACUAGGCAUCUAAAGAGGUUAUGGAGGUCUGGCGAUCUGAAGUUUCAAGGUAAAGAGUUGGUACCCUGA
This is a messenger RNA of Fusarium sp. VM40, 1230 nucleotides long. NCBI's taxonomy places the organism in Eukaryota, Fungi, Ascomycota, Sordariomycetes, Hypocreales, Nectriaceae. The record is from the annotation of a GenBank genome assembly.